CUUUUUUUUUUGCCAGUUUCCUUGCGUCACUUCCGCCCCUCCGCCCUGUUCUUUCUCAAGUCAACCCCGUGUCCCGUUUUGAGCCUCUUUUUCAGCCACAAGGCAAAGAUGGCGGACAUUCAGACAGAGAGGGCUUAUCAGAAGCAGCCAACAAUCUUCCAGAAUAAGAAGCGUGUGCUUCUUGGAGAGACUGGCAAAGAAAAACUCCCCCGUUACUAUAAGAACAUUGGCCUUGGAUUCAAGACCCCAAGAGAGGCCAUUGAUGGUACAUAUAUUGAUAAGAAAUGCCCCUUCACUGGCAAUGUGUCUAUCCGCGGCCGUAUUCUUUCAGGAGUGGUCACCAAGAUGAAGAUGCAGCGCACCAUUGUUAUCCGCAGAGAUUACCUGCACUACAUCCGCAAGUACAACCGUUUUGAGAAACGCCAUAAGAACAUGUCCGUGCAUCUUUCACCCUGCUUCAGAGAUGUCCAGGUUGGGGAUAUCGUUACAGUUGGAGAGUGUCGUCCUCUAAGCAAAACAGUCCGUUUCAAUGUACUGAAAGUAACGAAAGCUGCAGGAACCAAGAAACAAUUCCAAAAGUUUUAAAUCUGAAGCAAUGUUCUUUCAGGAAAAAUAAACCUUUGUAAAAACAA
Molecule: messenger RNA, 632 nt
Organism: Bombina bombina (fire-bellied toad)
Lineage: Eukaryota; Metazoa; Chordata; Amphibia; Anura; Bombinatoridae
Gene: RPS11
Product: ribosomal protein S11
Exons: 5
Coding region: 109-585 (158 amino acids)
Biological process (GO): translation
Cellular component (GO): ribosome; cytosolic small ribosomal subunit
Molecular function (GO): structural constituent of ribosome
Source: RefSeq, a predicted model, not a curated record